AUGGCCUCGCCCCGCGACACCGGGCAGUACGGCAACCUUUGGCUCCCGCUGCUGCCCUUCGACACUCACACGCCAGCACGCAGCAGCCGCAGUCACAGCCCCUUCCCGUCAUGGGGCGACCUCACAGCCGCGCAGUCCCGCUACCCCAGGAGUGUGCGGCUGCCGAGCUACUCCCCUCCGCGAUCCCGGGCACGACGGGACGACAGCAUCAGCCCGCCACCACCCUACCGCAGCCGCAGCCGCAGCCAGAGCCACAGCCCGCGCUCCUCUUCCUCUUUCCCCCCGGGAACGGGGAGGCGGCUCACGAGUCAAAGCGAGCCACGCUACAACCCAGACUCCUACUCGUACGACCACCACCACCACCACGACCACCACCAACCCAGCUACUACUCCUACUCGCCCCGGUCCUCCUCUUUAUCGUCCUCCGCCACCACCACGCGCGGCGACUACCCCUACCCCUACUCCGGCUCCGGCACGGCCUACUCCUCCUCCUACUCGUCCUAUUCCCCGCGGUCGUCGUCGUCCCUCUCGCUUGGCCGAGGCGCGCCGCUUUCCGCCGGGUGGUAUGCCAGGGAUAACGAGCCUGCCUGGGUUCCUGUGGGCGGCAGUGCUUCGUCACGCAGUCGUGAUGACAGCGGUAGCAAUGUUGCUGUUGUUGGUACCGGCCGGCCCGGGCUGAGUCUGGAUUGGCUGAGGGAGGUCUCGGGGUUCUAUGACCGGCUAGCCGAGGCGCGGGAGGAGGCGGCUCGGAGGGGGCGGCCGGUUGGUGUAGGUUCGUCCGGGGGUAGUGGGUGGCGAUGGUGGUCGGGGAGGGGGGCAUAGUGGUAAGGAAGGUUGAGGGCUUGAGUUCGUUCUUGGCUUCAGAUACUUUGCUUUUUGCGCCUUGAGCUGUAUGGUCGGUUAGGUUACUCUCUCCGCCUUUCUUGUAUCGGAUCAGCGAGAAGGCGGGAAUGCAUCGUAAGACGGCGAGUGCGGUAGACUUACUAAACUGUCAUUACCGCUACGUCACAUAUCGUUUUCCAUGAACGCCUCCUUCAUACCCGAAACAUAAUUUUACACCAAGUUCAGUACCUGUUCAAAGUCGAUCAUCCGGUCUUUUCCC
Canariomyces notabilis is the source of this 1102-nucleotide messenger RNA. RefSeq lists its product as uncharacterized. The transcript has a single exon. The coding region runs from base 1 to 822 and encodes 273 amino acids. NCBI's taxonomy places the organism in Eukaryota, Fungi, Ascomycota, Sordariomycetes, Sordariales, Chaetomiaceae. The record is from RefSeq and is a predicted model, not a curated record.